AUGAAUCUAACCAAACUUAGUGUCAAGAAAGAUUAAACUUUACGAUUGAAAAACCAUCGCUUCAAAAUCGACUUGGAUUUCGACAUGUUCUGGUAUCGUCCUUGAACGCAAGUCCAAAACGAAAACCCAUGUAAAUAUUGAAAGAGUUUAUUAGAAACUUGUGCUCCUCUGCCACUUAAUGAUUCAAACAAGUCUAGUUUAAUUAAAGUUUAAGCCAAUCACAUUGAAUAAUGAUCGAUUAUAAACUAAGUGGAUUUGUUCGUAUGCUUUAAAAGUGUGUCUUUAUUGAUCGUCUUGCACGGUGUAAGUACCGUGUCCUUCUCAUGGUGUUGAAGGUCUACUGUUGGUAAAUUAGUGCACUGAUAAGAUAGCUUUGCAUCUUACACCUACAAUCAAAACAGUUUGGAAGCGCUUUUUGUAAACUCACGAACCAUGGAUGCUGUGGGACACAAAGCGGACAAUAAGAACCCAAUGGCACCAACACAUGUCUUGGGAAGUUUUUCCAUUGACAGUAUUCUGAAUGAGAGCAACCCUAAAGUAGUUGAUGGGUAUGACCUAAGACUGUCCAUGGAUCCAAGAGCGGCUCUUUCAAUGGUGGACCAGAGAGAAGAAGAAAUCUCACCCAUACAGAAUGAGCAAACUGAACCAAGAAAGAACCACGAAGACGAUAAAGCUCAAAAGGAGAACGAGAAGGACCUAGAUCAUGAGCCAAUCAGCGUCCGAGAUGAUUCCAAAAAACGCCCCAGAACAGCCUUCACCAACGAACAAAUCAAAGAAUUGGAAUCGGACUUUCAAAAAAGUAAAUAUCUAAGUGUCUGCAGAAGAAUGGAGCUUUCAAAGUCAUUAAGCCUUACAGAGACUCAAAUUAAGAUCUGGUUCCAAAAUCGUCGAACCAAAUGGAAGAGGAAACUGGCUGCAGAAAUGGAGUAUGCCUUGAAUGCACAGGGGUACAUAUUCCCGUCACACCCAAUCUGCCAUGAUGUGCCAUUUCGAAGGGGACAUUACUCUCAUGGCUGGAAUACCUUGUCACGGUUUCCUCACAAUUAUCUUAGUCGUGUUGGUCCUACUCCUUCGUAUCAACCGUGUUUUCACCAUCGUGUUAGACAAUUCCAUGCUGCAGAUUAUGCUCCUUCACAAUUUAUGGCACAGCCACCUAGAUUUUGAGCCUAGACGUUUAUGGCAAAUCUUGGGUAGUGAGACGCACGAUGAAAAGAAGCGGCCAUGUUGAGUGCCACCUAUUGUGAUCUUUGUUUGGCUUGGGCCAAAAAGAAAAGAAAAAAAGCAUGUAACAUUAAAGUAUUCCGUUCUGCAUGGCAAUGUAAUUUACUUUUUAAACUAAAGUAAGACCAAUAUUUGAUUGGGAUACAGGAUCAACAUGACGGAAGGCAACGGACAACACUAGAAAGGAACACAUAAAGGGAAUAUAUUACAUUGUAAUUAUGAGGUGGGGAAAUAGUUGUAUAUAUACAUAGAGAAAGAUUU
Molecule: messenger RNA, 1482 nt
Organism: Actinia tenebrosa (Australian red waratah sea anemone)
Lineage: Eukaryota; Metazoa; Cnidaria; Anthozoa; Actiniaria; Actiniidae
Biological process (GO): regulation of DNA-templated transcription
Molecular function (GO): DNA-binding transcription factor activity, RNA polymerase II-specific; DNA binding
Source: RefSeq, a predicted model, not a curated record